AUGAGUGACAAGGAGUAUCACAGCCGCACCAAAGUGUACGGCGGCCCCUACCUGCUCGUGUACCGCGCGUUGGACGGCGGCGACCGCCCCGUGGCGCUUAAAGUGGUCGACACCGAUUUCCGCCUCCCGCCACACCUGAUUGACAACGAAAUCAAGCUUGUAAAGCAAUUGCAGCAUCCUGGCAUCAUCCAUUACGUCACUGACUACCGAGACGGCGACGACCGGGUGCUCGUCACGUCUUUCUACCCAUAUACCUUAACCCGCUACCUUGAUGUGACUAGCCGGCGCACGACCAAGUUCGACUUGGCGUCACCUGACGCCGCUGCCCCACCGACAGUGACCAAACGCAGUACGGUUACCAGCGAGUGGGGCACCACCACGCUCAUCCAACUAGCCGACGCGCUCGCCUAUCUCCACUCCCAAGGCGUGAUCCACCGCGAUCUCAAACCCGAUAAUAUCUACUUCAGCGACCAACUGGGCCAGAACCCGGUGAUUGGCGAUUUCGGCAUCCUGUGGCAACUGGGAAUUAGUGAACCCGCCGACGAUAAAGUGCUUGACAUCAGCACUGGCAUCUAUAAGCCGAUCGAGUGCUGUUUUGGCUAUAACUGCUAUGGGACCGAAGUAGAUAUCUGGCUGCUCGCGAUGGUGAUGCUGGUGGUUUUCGCCACUACUUCGAAUAAACUGGUAUUUGACGGGGGUAACGAUAUCCAGCUUAUCCUGAGUGUAUUCCACCAUUUGGGAACGCCAUACCUCGAGCCCGACGCCGAGCGCGCCCCUCAGUGCUUUUGGCCGACGAUGGCCAAUCCGCGCUACCAUUUGGUCCAGUUUACCCUCACGCCGCUGCCCCGCCAGCCCAUGCCGCUGCUAUUCCCUCGGUGCACCAAUUCAGCAGUGCUAGACGUUCUAGACGACAUGCUCAGCUACGAGGGUUCGCAGCGGCCCACUGCCGCCGCCAUUGUCCGGCGAUUGCGGCCACUGGCGUCUCGCUAA
Messenger RNA from Diutina rugosa, 990 nucleotides. RefSeq names its product cyclin-dependent protein kinase-activating kinase (gene CAK1). Gene Ontology annotation, molecular function: cyclin-dependent protein serine/threonine kinase activity; ATP binding. Bases 1 to 990 code for a protein of 329 amino acids. The record is from RefSeq and is a predicted model, not a curated record. Lineage: Eukaryota; Fungi; Ascomycota; Pichiomycetes; Serinales; Debaryomycetaceae. The transcript has a single exon. Gene Ontology annotation, cellular component: nucleus. Gene Ontology annotation, biological process: protein phosphorylation.